Molecule: messenger RNA, 705 nt
Organism: Rodentolepis nana
Lineage: Eukaryota; Metazoa; Platyhelminthes; Cestoda; Cyclophyllidea; Hymenolepididae
Source: the annotation of a GenBank genome assembly
AUGAUUAAAUCCAUUAUUAUUUGUAAUUGUAGCGGAAAACCGAGAUUGAUCAAAUUUUAUGAUGAGAGCACCGAAUCGGAACAGCAAGCUUUUCUUCGUGAAACCUAUGAACUACUUCAUAAGCGAUCGAAUCGAUCCUGUAAUUUUCUAGAAAUAAAAGACAGUGAAUAUCGUGUAAUUUAUAGACAGUAUUCUACAAUCUAUGUUAUUUUCUGCAUUGAUUUAUCAGAAAGCGAGUUGGGCGUACUUGACCUUAUUCAGGUAUUUGUGGACUUGCUGGACCGAACAUUUGAAAAUGUCUGCGAAUUAGAUAUUAUUUUUAAUUCGGACAAGGUUCAUUUUCUUUUGAAUGAGCUUGUUUGUGGAGGUAUUGUUCUAGAAACCAAUUGUGCUGAAAUUCUCAGACGAAUGCAAGAACAAGAUCAGAUUGGAAAACUGUCCUCAGAAACCUCUACCCACACAAGCAUUAGAAACUCGUCCAAUAUUUCGACAAAGUUGCUGUCGGGUGUUAAGGUUGGUUCAAGUUUCAUUGCCUCUGUGGUUCCUUCUACCCUCAGUUCAGCUCGAGAAUGGGCCUCACAGUUGUCGGCUUCUGCUCCCUCACUGCGCAUAUCCAACAGAACUGGUUUUCGUGAUCUCAAAAACGAUCCCACGUUUCAUAGUACAAGUACUGAUACCGAAGAGACUGAGAAGAUUUGCCUGUGA